Messenger RNA from Nerophis lumbriciformis (worm pipefish), 3098 nucleotides. RefSeq names its product cadherin 4, type 1, R-cadherin (retinal) (gene cdh4). The record is from RefSeq and is a predicted model, not a curated record. NCBI's taxonomy places the organism in Eukaryota, Metazoa, Chordata, Actinopteri, Syngnathiformes, Syngnathidae. Gene Ontology annotation, biological process: cell-cell junction assembly; calcium-dependent cell-cell adhesion; cell morphogenesis. Gene Ontology annotation, molecular function: cadherin binding; beta-catenin binding; calcium ion binding. Gene Ontology annotation, cellular component: catenin complex; adherens junction; plasma membrane.
UUUAAUGUACCGUAAGAUGUUUUGUUAAGAUAAAGCCAAUAAUGCCAUUUUUUGUGGUCCCCUUUAUUUAGAAACGUACCGAAAAGUAUCAAAAUAACUUUGGUACCGGUACCAAAAUAUUUGUGUAAUAGUCAAUUUUCAAAAUUAUACGAUAACAUAAUAUUGGCCACGCUCACACCAGACCCACAAAUAUAUUGCCAAUCUGCGGGAAACCAUACCAUACCAUACCAACUUCAUUUCAAGAGCCCCUUAAAAACUGCUUAACUGAACACACAAACAUGUCCCCCUGUAAAAUGUACCCUAGAAAACAGUACCUACCCUCUUAAUGCGGGGUAGGUCAGUCUGUUCCUCCUUUAAAGGAGAAUAAUGGGGGCUGUGGUGGAGAGCCUCUCGCUGGCCACACUUGUUGAAGGUGUUCAGAGAGUUUUAGUUGCCGUGACUGCCGGGAAGGCUGCCGAGUUUGGUCUGAAAGAGGAAUAAGUUGGCUUACCGAGUGAAGUUUGAAGACUGCCAGCACAGCAAAGAGGUGGGCUUUGUUAGUAGCGACCCCAACUUCAGUGUGAGGCCCGAUGGGACCGUGUAUGCCGAGCAGGAGUUGUCCAACCUUUCAGAACCCAUCCAGUUCAUGGUGACAGCCCGGGAACUCUUUGACCCGCACAUCUGGGAGACCACUGUUAAGCUGGCACCAGCUGGACACCCCCACUCUUUACCCCUGACAAAGGUUGGCAUUGAAGAAAUGCUAUCAAGAGUGUGGGACUCCCAACCCAGAGUCUUCAAGUUUGCCCGCAAACAUCAGAGAAGUUCCUAUGCCAAUGGACUGAGGCGACAGAAGAGGGACUGGGUCAUCCCGCCCAUCAAUGUGCCGGAGAAUUCCCGAGGACCCUUCCCUCAUAUGCUUGUCAGAAUUCGCUCGGACCAGGACAAGGAUGUUGGGAUUCGCUACAGCAUCACCGGGGCAGGCGCUGAUCAGCCCCCCAGCGGCAUCUAUAACAUCGACCCCAUCAGCGGCAACAUGUUUGUCACCCAACCCCUGGACAGAGAGGAGCGAGCCUCCUUCCACUUGCGAGCGCAUGCAGUGGACAUGAAUGGCAACCAGGUGGAGAAUCCGAUAGAUCUGUACAUCUAUGUGAUUGAUAUGAACGACAACCGACCUGAGUUUAAAAAUCAGGUGUACAACGGUUCUGUGGCUGAAGGAUCCAAACCAGGCUCAUCGGUUAUGCAAGUGACAGCCAGCGACUCGGACGACUCCACCACAGCUAACGGCAUGGUUCGCUACCGCAUCCUCUCACAGACCCCCCACAGCCCCAUCCCCAACAUGUUCACCAUCAACAGUGAGACCGGAGACAUAGUUACAGUUGCUGCCGGUCUGGACAGAGAGAAAGUCUCCCAGUACACCAUUAUCGUCCAGGCCACGGAUAUGGAGGGUAACUUGAACUUCGGCUUGUCCAACACAGCCACAGCCCUGAUCUCCAUCACAGACAUCAAUGAUAAUCCCCCAGAACUAACAGUCAGGACGUUUUCUGGGGAGGUACCGGAGAACAAGGUGAAUGUUGUGGUGGCCAACCUGACAGUGGUGGACAGAGAUCAGCCCCACAGUCCCAACUGGAACGCGGUGUACCGCAUCGUCAGUGGAGACCCCUCCGGACAUUUCACCAUCCGUACCAAUCCUGUCACUAAUGAGGGCAUGCUGACCGUAAUAAAGCCCGUGGACUUUGAGAUGAACCGGGCCUUCAUGCUGACAGUGGUUGUGUCCAACCAAGCCCACCUGGCCAGCGGCAUCCAGUCAUCACUUCAGUCCACAGCUGGGGUCACCAUCUCGGUUCAGGAUGUGAAUGAGCCCCCUGUCUUUCCCGUCAACCCUAAGACGAUCCGCUUCGAGGAAGGUGUUCCGGCAGGGACCACCCUUGCUGUGUUUUCCGCACAGGACCCGGACCACUUCGUGCAUCAGAUUGUCAGGUACUCCAAACUAUCUGAUCCAGCCAACUGGCUGAGGAUCAACAGGACCAAUGGCCAGAUCACCACAAUGGCCGUGCUCGACAGAGAGUCCAUGUACGUCAGAAACAACAUAUAUGAGGCCACAUUUCUGGCUUUCGACAAUGGUAAGUCCGGUUCUCCUCAAGCCAGCGGGACGGGAACCCUCCAGAUCUACCUGAUCGAUGUGAACGACAACCCGCCAGUACUUAUACCCCAGGAGGGCCAAGUGUGUCAACGAGCACGCCCCAAUUCUCGGAUAAAUAUCACCGCUUCGGACGCCGACUCCGACCCCAAUGUGGGGCCGUUUGGGUUCGAGCUGCCGACAUUUCCUCCCAGUGUGCGCCGCAACUGGACCAUUACCAGACUCAGCGGUGACUAUGCUCAGCUCAGGUUGAGGAUUCCUUACUUGGAAGCUGGCGUGUACGAGAUUCCCAUCACUGUGUCCGAUUCCGGGAACCCUCAACUGUCCAACCGCUCUAUGAUCAGAAUCAAAGUGUGUCCGUGUGACCACAACGGGGACUGCAGCGCCACGGGCGCUGUGGCGGCCGCCGGCCUCGGCACGGGGGCCAUCAUUGCCAUACUCAUCUGCAUCAUUGUACUACUCAGCAUGGUGCUCUUGUUUGUGGUGUGGAUGAAGCGCAGAGAGAAGGAAAAGCAGGCAAAGCCGCUGCUGAUCGACCCCGAGGAUGAUGUCCGGGACAAUAUUCUCAAAUAUGACGAGGAAGGCGGAGGAGAGGAAGAUCAGGACUAUGACCUGAGCCAGCUCCAGCAACCCGAGUCCUUGGACCACAUCAUCAAUAAACCAACGGGAGUACGCAGGGUGGAUGAGAGGCCUGUCAUCCCGGAGUCACAGUAUCCUGUCAGACCCAGUCUGCCCCACCCUGGAGAUAUAGGAGACUUCAUCCAUGAUGGUCUUCGGGCAGCAGACAAUGACCCCACAGCUCCCCCGUAUGACUCCCUGCUGGUGUUCGACUACGAGGGCAACGGUUCGACCGCCGGUUCAGUCAGCUCACUCAACUCCACCAGCUCAGGGGACCAGGACUAUGACUACCUCAAUGACUGGGGCCCUCGCUUCAAGAAGCUGGCUGACCUUUACGGAGGAGGCGACGAUGACUGAGAGGAGA